Molecule: messenger RNA, 1311 nt
Organism: Adineta ricciae
Lineage: Eukaryota; Metazoa; Rotifera; Eurotatoria; Adinetida; Adinetidae
Source: the annotation of a GenBank genome assembly
ACCGUUCUGUGUAACGAAAACGAAACCUUUAUACGAGCUGCUGAAUUCUAGAUAGUUUUAUGCUAAAGGUACGGAACCGUUUCGAAGCUGGCAGUAUUUUGGUUCGUUCCGAAUAAACGCACAAAACCAAUACCAACUUGACUAAGGCAAAAAUGUUCGGUAUUAUGUGUGCAAAACCUUACUUUUUCUUACUGAGGUCCUAAUCGUUCAUUAUAAGUCGUGGGUUAGCUUUAUGAACUUAUACGAAGCUAUGAAUAGUUCUUUGUACAUGAAACCGAGCCUUCAAAGACACAAUUGGAUGAUGAAAAGUUUCGCAUGUACUAUACUGAACCUUUGAUAAACAUACGAAACCCCGCAGGGGUUUGUAUUGAAUGUACUGAGGUUUUAAGAAUUUACAAACUCGUUAUUGGUUUCGACCAUUCCACACGAAACCAAGUCUAGUUUAGUUUAAAAUGUUCUAAACUUCUCGAAAACUGACGAACCAUCGAUGCGUCGGCGUGAAAUCGUCUGAUCCAUCAAGUUGCCUGCGAAACUAGGAAUAGUUUCGUAGAAAAUUGACGAAACGUCUCAUCACACUCCUAAACCGCUGAUGGAUCUGUAGACAUGUUACAGAACUACGAAUGGUUUCGCAUACCGCAUUAAAAGCCUGUGGACGAUUUUUACUACCAAUUGCCGAACCUUCUCGACGCUACGGAACUUAAAAUCGUUCAGUCGAAGUAUACGAAAUCUUUUAGGUCCGGUAAAACUCCUUCUUCUUUUUUGAGUGUAGAAGCCAAAGCCGAAAAUACUACCAUCAAACCUCUGGAUGCAACCCGAUAUUUGGGCGUAAUUAUCGACAAGGAACUGAAGUGGAGAAAUCAUCUUCAACAUCUCGAAUCGAAAAUGGCUGAACGCAUUAGUCUUCUACGAUACUUAGCCAAAUCAGCGCAAGAACCUAACCAAAAGACGAUGAUAAACAUCUUCAAAGCGAUUGCAAGACCAGUGAUGACAUAUGGGUAUCCAAUUUUACUAACAGCAAAUGACAAAGUAUGGGAUCGGCUUCAAAUCAUCCAAAACAAAGCGCUUCACGCUACUCUCGGCCUGUUGCUCUCUACUUCUGUCGAAUAUAUACAUCGGAUAUCCAAAAUACCGAAAAUCAAAGAAUAUGCACCAUCACUGCUCCACAAGUCCAUUAACACAGCCUCAUCAAACGCUCCUGCAACACAUUCAAGACAUCGUAGACCAACUAUGACAAAACACCAGCUCCAGUGCUAUAGGACAAUCUGCGUCGUCUCACAUGACGACGGCAGAUCUAAGACAAAUGACUACUGA